GCAAAUCUUGUCUUCGGGUGCGGGUCCGCACUCCGCAUCAAGCGAGAGUCCGCGAGUCCGCCAUCCUCCUCCCUCUGGUCCCCCGUUGUCCGCUUGUCCGUUUGUCCGUCGUCCUCCCGCUCAGCUCUAAAGUUGCUUGCUCGCUCGCUCGUCGAGUUCGCCCGUUCGCUCGCUUCCACUUUAUUAGUCUCGCGUCUCGCGCGGACCACCGCGAACCCCUGCGACCACGACGCUCCUCAAACACCGCAAACACAUCACACUCUAUACCUAUCGGUACGACGAAAAUUUGCGCGCGAAUUCGCCAACACCCCGUGUUCCCUUUUUUUUUUUUUUUUAUUUUCUUCGAUUUUUUUCCAUCAUUUUUUUCCCUAUUCUCGUUCGUCACUUUGAUUCGAAGAGUCAAUUUUUUGUCAGUUUCUUGCUUUUUUUUUCGAUUUUUUCAAACACUGAUUGAUGGAGGAGUCGAUGAAAAUUGACGAAAAAAAUAAAAUUUGUUACCAGAACGAAAACGAAUUGUAUCAACGAUUUUUUGCAUAUGUGCGUACGGCGAACAACGUAGAUUGUAUAUUGGAUAUAAUUUUAAAAGACUGCGAUCGAGACGGUUUUUUUUUUUUUUUUAAUUUUUUUUUUCGUCAAUGGACCCGGAAGAUAUAAGUGCCGGUUAGUGCAGAGGAAUAAUAAUCGUCAUUAACUUUGAAUGUAAGUCAUUACGAUAAGCUAUACCGACUGCAAAAGGUGCAAUUUUUUAUAAACGGUACUUGUACAAGGAGCAAAAUUUGGUAGAAAUUUUUCGAUAAAAGAAAUUGAAAGAGAAAAAACGACGAAUAAUUAAAAUAAAAAAUAAUACAAUUCGUAUGGAAUCUAUAAAACGUACAAUAAAGUGGGUAAAUAACGAUAUCGUAUGGGCGCCGCAAUUGCGUUGGGAUAUAUAAAGUGCGGUAGUGUUAUAGUGCAGAGCUACUGAAGGAGGUGAGGAUAAUAAAUCGUGAUUAGUGUCAUGUGCAGUGUUCCAGUGCAUAAAAUCAGAACUGUUCGGUUAGCACCUCGUGCCCCGCCAGAGCGUCCCACAGGAGUGAUACUAGAAAGGGGUACAAAAAAGAUCGCAGUGUGCCGGGUGUUGCGGAAAAAGGUGAAUCUGCAAUUGCCAAAGAAACUAUUAAGCAGAGGAGUUUUGUACAGUCGUCGUUGUUGUCGUGAGCCUGAUUUCACGUUGAAGAAGUGCAGAACGAAAAACACUCGCCGAGAGUGCAGCGACUCGACGAAAGUUGGAUUUUAUCCGGGUGGCGAAUCGUCGACCGAUGUCGUCAAACCCGGUGGUAACGUCGACAAUUUACGAUACCUUCGGUGCACCUAGUUAAAUUUGAAAAAGUAAAGAAGAAGAAGAAAAAAAAAUAAAUAAAUAACCGAAGAGAACAAACGGAUCGACGAUAACUGAUUAAUUGGAUACAUUGCAUCCGUGAAGAGAAGGUUAAACAGUUGAGUAAAAAAAUGCUGGCACUCGCGAUGCGUCGCGAACACACCGCCGGCCGAAGCAGUAAUUACAAUCACGAUCCGAAUUCGGGGACGUCGAAUUUCGACCAACUUCAACAUCCGUUCGCAAUUCAGUCGGCUACGCAAGGAUUGGAAGCUGCGGUUGUUCUCAACUCGCGACUGCGUGACAAUCAUCAGGCGGUCGGGGGUGGCGGUGGCGGUGGCGAGUCCGAGGGAACGGAGGCCGAGGGCGAAGGUGAACUCCAGGAGUUUGUCGACAUUGCGCAGGUACAACAACUGUUGCAACAGCAACAUCACCACCAUCAACAACAGCAACAACACCACCACCACCACCACAAUCAACACCAUCAGCAACAGGCUGCCGUUGCCGCCGCUACACCGAGUGCAGCAACUUCCUGUGUCUGGGGUGCCGUUUACCCCCCACCUCCACCGGCCAUUGCCUUUCCUCAUCCUACGCACCACCACCCCCAUCAUCACCAUCAUCAUCCCACGCCAGGAGAGGAUACCUGUCCUGGCGCUGAGGAUAACGCGGAUCAGUUGCAGAGGAUGACGAUGGACGGGAUGGAAGUUGUGGGCUCGCAACCCCACGCGGCCACUAGUCCUUUUCUUCUGGCAUCGCCGCCCCUCGGCCACCAUCACCAUCAUCAUCACCAUCAUCACGCGACCUUCAAUCUGCAAGCGGUCCAGCUCAGCUUCGACGCCUGUUUGGCGUACAACGCGGCUUCGUCCGGAAGUACGACGUCAACGGCGGCGACUACCUCCACCGCGGUUUCCUCCAGUAAAACGGUUCCCUCUCUAUCGUUGGCCUCCUGCAUAUCCCUGCAUCCCCAACAACAUCAACAACAACAUUCUACAAGCGACAACAACGGGGAAGACAACAAUAAUCAUAGAAACAGUCACCAUCAGCACAAUCAAAAUCAUCACCAUCACUCACAUCAUCAUCAUCAUUCCGAGGACCGUCUGAGACACACGGAUACACCGUCGUCACCCGGCGAAAAUGCCAGCGGCAACGAAUUGAAGGAACGUAGACAACAUCAGUUGCUCGACGACGACGAAUGCGCCGGUGGUGCGAGCUGCAGGGACGCGGACCUCAGAGACGCCGGGGAAAAGGAUAAACCCGGAGAUCUUAAUACCCCCGUAACGACGAGCAGCGAUCUUCCCUCGUUCUUUGGACCCUCCGCCGUCGUCGAACCGCCUCCCAUUUCAGGAAGCUUGGCCGGUGAGGAUCUUUCCUUGGAGGAGGCUGCUGCGGAGGACGACGAAUCGUCCGCGGGCAACCGAGACCACCAUCAACACCAUCAUCAACAUCACCAACAACAACAACAACAACAACAGCAUCACCAUCACCAUCAACAACAACAACAACAACAACAACAUCACCACCACCCUCAACACCAAGAAAAUUCAACCGGUUUGAGAUGCGAUUCCGAAACAACGACCGGCGGAACUACGCCUCCUCGAGUUUCGAGUAGCCAUCACGCUUCCCAAGAAGAGGCGGAUCGUUGCAACGCCGUUCUUCAGGGUGGCGUGAUCCUCUAUUCAUCCCCUCACUCCUCGGGGUCUACAGGUGCCUCGUCGUCGAGUCACAAUCCGGCUAACAUAUGCAACGUUCCGACGCUAACGUACCGCGGUGUAUUCACGACGACCUGUACCCAAGCAUCGCCUUUAAACCCUCUGCAAUCCCAGCAGCAAACUACGACGCAAGAAUUAUGGGGGAGUCUCCCCUCGCCCACGUUGAACCUGACGGGUCAACCGUUCCUCCAUCCCUCCCUCCACGGUUCUCCAUACGGUUCGGAAACGGUCGAAUUACUUCAAGUGGAAUCGAAACCACCUCAACCGCCCGGUUAUCACGACACUCCGACCCCUGCACCGUCCGGCUGGUUAACCGCUCACGAAGAAGCCUACGACCCCAACCUGUUGUCUCACCAUCAACACCAUCACCCCCACCACCAUCAUCAGCAGCAGCAGCAACAGCAACAGCAACAGCAGCAGCAUCACCAAGAGCCAACUUUGAAACAAGAACCAUCCGUAACACCUGGGGGUUACAGUACGGGAAAUGUACAACAACAACAACAGCAACAACAACAACAACAACAACAACAGAGUAGUGGAACGGGCGGUGGUUCCUCCGGUAGCGUUCAACUGGCGGAAUACAACCCGAGUACGUCAAAAGGUCACGAAAUAUUAUCGCAGGUUUACCAGCAAAGCGCGUUACCGCUUCGUCUGGUACCGGUGAAGCCGCGAAAGUAUCCAAAUCGGCCGAGUAAAACGCCGGUUCACGAGCGUCCGUACGCCUGUCCGGUCGACGGUUGCGACCGUAGAUUUUCACGAAGCGACGAAUUAACGCGUCACAUAAGAAUUCACACGGGUCAGAAGCCGUUUCAGUGUCGAAUAUGUAUGAGAUCAUUUUCGCGUAGCGAUCAUUUGACGACUCACGUACGCACCCACACCGGUGAAAAGCCCUUCUGCUGCGAUCAGUGCGGUAGGAAAUUUGCGAGAAGCGAUGAAAAGAAACGCCACGCAAAAGUACACCUGAAACAGAGGCUGAAACGCGAGGCUUCGUCGUCGGCCGGCAACGCCGGUAACUCCGGUGCGUCCAACUCCGCCGGAAACUCGACUCGAAAUCAUCCCCACGCUCCACACGCCUCAUCCCCCUGCAACCAGUAGACAGGGAUAUUUAUUCAUUAACCAUGUAACUCAUCCCGCUUUCAUUUGUUUCACGUAUACCCGUUCACCCUUCGAUUAUUCAACAACCCUGUAUAAUUUCCAUUUCUAUCUCUCUCUCUCUCCCGUGAGCUCCGUGUCUUUGUAUAUCUCCUCCAUCUUUCUGUAUACUCACGCGACUGAUUCGAUUGUUAUUUUUCAUUAUUAUUAAUAUAAUUAUUAUCAUUAUUAGUAUUCUAGUUUCAUAUUUUCGUCAUCCGCGCCAUUAUUAUUUUACGAUAUUUUCGCAUUAUUCGUUAAUAUUAUCGUUAUCGUAACUACUAUAAUAAUUGUUAUUAUUAUUAUUAUUAUUAUUAUUAUUGCCGUCAUCGUCAUCGUCAUCGCCAUCGCCAUCGUCGUCGUCGUCGAAUUUAUAUUAUUGUUAAUUUAAUUGCCUUACACGAUUAUUAUAUUUCUAUAUAUACACAACAUGUAUAGAUAUAAUUGUCAAUUAUGGUACGAUAUCGUUGCCCGGCAAAAAUUACUAUUGAGGCCUGAAAACAAAAUCGUGUCCCGGACACGCUAAACCCGGCCCCUCUGUGUUCUCCCCCUGCGUAUAAUAUCCUCACCUAAAAUUCGUCGUUCCUCUUCCUUUGUCCUUUUUCCUUUCCCCUUCUCUUUUCCUUGAGUUUCCUUUCCCGCAUCCUUUUUUAGAAUCUUUAACAUGUAUAUCUGCUCCGUCCGUCCCUUAUAUAAAGCCGAUUGCGGCGCACCCAUUCAUCUCCGCCUCUAGAAACCUCCACGACGAGCUGUAAUUACUUCUAAUCGUUACUAUAUAUGUAUUAUACAUAGACAGAAUUGACAGAGGUAAAGAAGAAAAAAAAAAAAAGAGGAAAAUUAAAAAAAAUUAAAAAAAAAAAAAAAAUUGUAAACAUGUGUAUAUAAUAUAUAGAUAUGAAUAUAUAUGAAAUUAUGUAUGUAUAUAUAAUAUAUAUGUAUAAUACAUUUGUGUAUUUGUAUCUGAUGCAUGUGUGUAUAUUAUAUGUAUGUAUUUAUAUAUGUAUAUAUCGUAUAGGAUACAUAUGCAUUAUGUAUAAGGCUCCCAAAAAGCCGCUGUAAACGUUACCCCCGUAUAUAUUGUAUAUCUAUACGUUCUGAAAGAUUUAAGAAAGAGAAAAAAAAACACAAAAAAAAUUCUAUUGUUGAUUAAGAAUCGAUUAAUAUUAUGUAUAUGUUGCUCUAUUUAUUAACACCGACCGUAUAUAAUGUUUAAGGAUUACAAACAUAAAUGAAUAAUAAUGAUACUUUUUAUUAUAUAUUACGAUUAUUAUUAUUAUUAUUAUUAUUAUCAUAAUUUUCAUUAUUAUUAAUAGUAUUAUUACUAUUACUAUUACUGUUACUAUUAUUAUCAUUAUCAUAUAGAAACUGAAAUCGCUGCAAUUUGCAGGAAAAAAAAAACAUUAAUAAGAAAAAAAGAACAGAAACGAUGUGAGAAAAGAAUGAAACCGAAGUAACUUGCAUUGAAAUUGAAUAAAAGAAAAAAAAAAUCGUACUGUACCUAUUACUG
This is a messenger RNA of Athalia rosae (coleseed sawfly), 5701 nucleotides long. RefSeq names its product dendritic arbor reduction protein 1. Bases 1489 to 4158 code for a protein of 889 amino acids. The transcript has 3 exons. Gene Ontology annotation, molecular function: DNA-binding transcription factor activity, RNA polymerase II-specific; RNA polymerase II cis-regulatory region sequence-specific DNA binding. The record is from RefSeq and is a predicted model, not a curated record. Gene Ontology annotation, biological process: regulation of transcription by RNA polymerase II. NCBI's taxonomy places the organism in Eukaryota, Metazoa, Arthropoda, Insecta, Hymenoptera, Athaliidae.